Messenger RNA from Podospora pseudocomata, 1317 nucleotides. RefSeq lists its product as uncharacterized. Gene Ontology annotation, biological process: sulfate assimilation. The transcript has a single exon. Gene Ontology annotation, molecular function: 3'(2'),5'-bisphosphate nucleotidase activity. Lineage: Eukaryota; Fungi; Ascomycota; Sordariomycetes; Sordariales; Podosporaceae. The record is from RefSeq and is a predicted model, not a curated record. The coding region runs from base 1 to 1317 and encodes 438 amino acids.
AUGCACAUAUCACCACCCCCACCACCACCCCUCCUCCUCCCCUUGGAGGACACCACCCUCAUAAACCACCACCACCAAAACAACAGCACCCACAACCUCACCCACGAACUCCUCAUCGCCUCCCUCGCCAUCCAGCGCGCCUCCCUCCUAACCAAACGCGUCCUCCAAACUCUCACCUCCAACAACAACAACCCACCCUCACCAACAACCUUGCCCUCUACCCCCGUAACCGGCCACCCCUUCUUCCCCUCCACCUCCACCUGCCUCAACCCAUCCUACGACCCCUCCUCCCGCCGCCUCUCCAUCGCCAAACCCGACGCCUCCCCGGUAACGAUAGCCGACUUUGCCUCCCAAGCGCUCCUCAUCUCCACCAUCCACCACCAUUUUCCGUCCGACACCUUCAUCGGGGAAGAAGACUCCUCCUCCCUCCGCCACAACCCCGACCUCUGCUCCCAGGUCUUUGAUCUCGUCUCCACCACUUACCUCUCGGACCCUGCCGCGGAGGCGUUGCUGGGCCCGCGACCGGGGAGCAUACCCGAGAUGUUGGGGUUGAUUGAUCUGGGCUGUGGGAGGGGGACAAGGGGGAAGAGGUGCUGGAGUAUGGAUCCCAUUGACGGGACGAGCGCGUUUUUGAAAGGGGAGCAGUACGCUGUUAGCUUGGCGUUGUUGGAUGGGGAGGGGAGGGAACUGAUGGGGUUGCUGGGGUGUCCUAAUCUGGGGAUUGGGGUGGUGGUCGGUGGGGGGAGGAUUGAGGAGGGCGAGGUGGACAGGGAGGGGUGGGGGGUUAUGUUGAGUGCUGUGCGGGGGGAGGGGUGCGCACUUGUGAGAUCGAUGGGGCAGGCGGGGUUGAACAAGGUUGUCAAGAGGAUCAACAGGCGAAAGGGGAAACAGCGGGAGAUCAGGACGGAGGAGUUGCAUUUUGUGGAUUCGAGGGUGAGCUGUGCUACGGAUAGUGGGAUGGUGGAACAGCUUGCGAGGAGGGUCGGGGCGGGGAGGACGGGGGAGAGGACCGAGAUUUACUCUUCGCACAUGAGGUAUGCGGCUAUGGUUUUGGGAGGGCGGGAGUUUGUCCAGGUGAGGUUUCCGAAACGACCGAAAGGGGAGGCGGCGCCGUGGUGCGUCUGGGAUCAUGCGGGUUCGCAGCUUAUCUACACGGAGUCGGGGGCCGGGAAGGUGACAGACCUGGAAGGGAGACCGAUAGAUUUCGGGACGGGGAGGAAGUUGACGAAUAACUGGGGGCUGAUCACGGCCGAUGAGAGCGUGCAUGGCAAGAUGCUCGAGCUGGCGGGGGAGGUGCUGAAGGAGGCAGGGAGGUAG